CAAAAACAUCCUUCAAUCAUUUUUUUUAAAGCUUUGCUGUCGUAAAAUAUCUCUCGGUGUCUUCGUUAAGUGUAAGAAGAAAAUGAGGAACAAAGCAAGUGGAUUGUUGAAGCAGAUACUCACGGGUUUAGCCACAAUGGCCAAGGCCAAAACCAUGGCCAUAAAGAGCAAGACGAAGGCAAUCAAGACUCGCCUCGUCAUCUUCUCCUUGCUUCAAAACAGGAAGUUUCUGGUGGUGAGCUCGCUCUCCGACAAGCUCAAUGCCUUGAUGGGGCGCAAUGACAAAAUCUCCAAGGAGGUAGAAGGCGAUGUGAGUGGAGGUCAACGAAGCCCGUCGAUCGCUCUCUACAAUAGCAGCAAUGCCAUGUGGAUACCGAGUACAACCCAGACCAAGUAUGAAGACGAUGCUGAUGAAGAAAAAUACCCAGACCUGAGUCACUCGCUUUUCGAGUCGGAAGAAAUGGAGUUGGGCGAUCAAGGAGCUUCGGUGAUCGAGAUAGUGAAGAAAUCGAAAGAAGAUAGAGGGGAAGAGUUCAGGCUGGAAGAUGAGAUAGACCGAGUAGCUGACUUGUUCAUACAGAGAUUCCAUUGUCAAAUGAGAAUGCAGAAGCAGCUUUCGUUGAAGAGACGUCAGGAGAUGACGGAGACUAGCCCCUAAAGUGUAAUGUAAGUAGAAUUUAGACACUUUAAAUCUGCAAUUAUUCGGGGAAGAAGAAACACUUCCUCUUUGUACCCAAGCCAAAAUCAGUUUGUACACCUUUAUAUUAACACAGGUGUUGUACAUUGAUUUCUCUCUUCUUUUUUAAGCAUAAAUUGAACUAAUAAGUAGGUCGGAACUCCGACGU
Molecule: messenger RNA, 845 nt
Organism: Hibiscus syriacus
Lineage: Eukaryota; Viridiplantae; Streptophyta; Magnoliopsida; Malvales; Malvaceae
Exons: 1
Coding region: 83-658 (191 amino acids)
Source: RefSeq, a predicted model, not a curated record